AUGGGCCCACGAUUAAAGGUCAACACAAUUCGAUUUCCCAUAUCCGAAGACCUCAAACCCCUUCCUGACAUGUUUGAAGGGCCUUCAGAAUCUCCUGUUUUAGCAAUUGCUAGGGAUUCCCUCCUUUUAAGGAUCUUUCAUAAAUUCUACAUGUGUGUAAAUGGAACUAAUGUAAAAAAUUUUAAGGUAAUUAUAUUGUAUUUUAUGUUAAGAUUUAUAAUAAUCGGGAUUAUGAAUGA
Molecule: messenger RNA, 239 nt
Organism: Paramecium pentaurelia
Lineage: Eukaryota; Ciliophora; Oligohymenophorea; Peniculida; Parameciidae
Source: the annotation of a GenBank genome assembly